GCCAACCAUCCAGGAAGGCUGUUCGCUUACCGUCGUCGCCAAAUAGCGCCGUCUCAAGAGCCAGCCCAUCGAUUCUCACCCCAGCUGCGUCCCAAGAUCGAGUCGGCUGAGCCAUGUCCCGCGCUGUCUCUGCCAUACUGGCCUUGGCCUGUCUCUUGGCCGCCCUGAUCUCGUCGUCGUCGGCCUCUAAUCUCUAUCACAUCGACCUGGGCAGUCACCAGAAACAGUGCUAUUUUGAUUACCUGAACAAAGGCGAUCGUUUCGACAUGUCUUUCCAAGUCUCGAGCGGCGGCGAUAUGCUGAUCGACUUUUGGAUUCUUACCCCCAGUAGCCAGAUGCUGCACAAAAUCACCCAAGAAUCCAACUCCAACUUUGGUUUCGAUGCCAUCGAAGAGGGCCACUAUUCCUACUGUUUCCUCAACAGCAUGUCCGGUGCCGUGAAGAGCAUGUCGUUCAUUUCCGUCGGACCAGACGAACGCAAGCUCUUCAAGGAACGAGAGUACGAGUCCUCCGGCGGCAACACAGAGCAUAUGCGGGAUAUCUACAACCUCAUCCGUGCUCUCUCGAGCAACAUCCACGACAUCAAAGAUGGACAGACUCUGAACAGGGAGAGUCUUGUCAACCACAAAGCCACCUCAGAGAGCAUUAACUCGCGAGUUGCCUGGUGGUCAGUUGCCCAAGCCCUCUUUGUGAUCGUUGCCUCGGCUAUCCAGAUCGGUUAUUUGACUCGAUUCUUUGAGGUCAAGCGGCUGGCAUAGACGCCCCUGGUCAAUGUAAGAGAUAGUCCAAGACGUGUGCCAGCAUGGCUUUGCCGCCACAGCUGAUCAUCGAUCGGACAAUCCGCAUUUUAUUGGUCGUGGUCGCUGGCAGGUGCGUCAUACCAAGAGACGGCCCGUUGGUAUGGCGAAUACACGUAGGAGUAUAUCUUGCGCAUCAUCCAGGGCUGCGUAUUCCGCUCGGGACAAGCGGCAUUGAUCCAGCACUCGGUUGGCUGCGGAUCGAGUACUAGCGACGAUAGAACUGGCGU
Polychytrium aggregatum is the source of this 1027-nucleotide messenger RNA. RefSeq names its product emp24/gp25L/p24 family/GOLD-domain-containing protein. NCBI's taxonomy places the organism in Eukaryota, Fungi, Chytridiomycota, Chytridiomycetes, Polychytriales. The record is from RefSeq and is a predicted model, not a curated record. The transcript has 5 exons. The coding region runs from base 114 to 758 and encodes 214 amino acids. Gene Ontology annotation, cellular component: Golgi apparatus; COPII-coated ER to Golgi transport vesicle; endoplasmic reticulum-Golgi intermediate compartment. Gene Ontology annotation, biological process: endoplasmic reticulum to Golgi vesicle-mediated transport; Golgi organization; intracellular protein transport.